Messenger RNA from Carassius auratus (goldfish), 3672 nucleotides. RefSeq names its product fibronectin type III domain-containing protein 7-like. Lineage: Eukaryota; Metazoa; Chordata; Actinopteri; Cypriniformes; Cyprinidae. The record is from RefSeq and is a predicted model, not a curated record. The transcript has 14 exons. Gene Ontology annotation, molecular function: protein binding. The coding region runs from base 1 to 3672 and encodes 1223 amino acids.
AUGCCCACUUACGUUGUGGCGACCAAAAACUGCGGCACGUCUAUCACCACUGUAACCUGGGAUUCUGCCCGUGGUGCCAGCAGUUACACUGUUAAUGCCGUGAGCACCUGGGGGAGUAACAGGACAUGCUACAACACAGACAGCUCCUGCUCUUUCCCAGACCUGGACUGCGGACAAAACUACACUAUAACAGUCACAGCUGAAGAUGACAACUGUGUGAGCCUGACCAGUGCACCUAUCACUGUCACAACAGAUCCAUGUCCACAGUCUGAUCUACAAGUAUCUCUGGACUGCAGCACUGACUCUGCUCUGAUCUCAUGGACCCCCGGUAGGGGCAUUCUGAUGUAUAACGCUUCUGCCAAGGGCUUUGAUGUAAAUCACCAAGUCAGCUGCAGUACACCUGGCUCUGCCUGCAAUGUCACCAACCUGCACUGUGGCAGCCGUUACCAAGUCAGUGUGAGAGGAGAAGGGCUCACCUGCCCCAGCCAAUCAGAUGACUGGAUUGCCCUCAAGACCGCACCAUGUCCACCCACUCAGGUGUCUAUCCAGUCAUCAUGUGACUCAGACACUGUGUCCGUUUCCUGGAAAGCCUCUCAGGGCUCUGUGUCAUUCAUGGCUGUUGCCGAGAGCAGCGGAGGUCAUAGGGUGACCUGCAACACCAGUGACCUCGCCUGUGAUAUUACAGGCCUCCAGUGUGGACAGACUUAUCAAAUUUAUGUUUCUGGUGUUGAUGAUGACUGUAUUGGAUCCAGGAGUGAAGUUCACAUUCUUAAAACAGCCCCUUGUGUGCCUCAGAAUGUGCACCCUAUUCUGGAAUGUCAAGCUACUGUUCUCAAUGUCACCUGGCAGCAGACAGGUCAAGCCCAUCACUACCACACCACAGUGCUGCGCAGCGAUGGUCAAGUGCUGGGGUGUGACUCUAAUACAACCUUCUGCCAAAUUCCCAACAUCGUUUGCGGACUGACUUACAGUGUGACCGUGGUCGCCUAUAGUCAAACCUGCAACAGUUCCCAAAGCUCUGUGGAACAUGUCACCUCAGCCCCUUGCCCACCAGAUGCUAUCUUUGCCGUCUUGGACUGUGAUUUAAACACUGUGUCUGUGUCCUGGGACUCGAGUGUAGAUGGUGUCCUCUACAUCGCACGAGCCUUUUACUCCAAUUACACAGAUUACUACAUGUGUAACACCACAGAAACCAGUUGUGAUAUCACUGUGGCCUGUGGCAUGGAUUAUAAUGUGACUGUAGUGCCAUUAAGGGACGGCUGCACUGGAGAGAACUCACUGGUCCAGUAUGUUACGGCAGCUCCUUGCGUUCCCCUCAUGUUGGACGUUGAAAUGGACUGUCUGUCUGAUUCGGCUUGGCUGACAUGGGAAGAGUCAGAAGGGGUGGAGCUCUACAUCGCCACAGCAACUGACAGUGAUGGAUUUGAGUACCAGUGUAACUCAACUGAUACCCAGUGUACCGUUGAACAGCUACAAUGUGGAAGAUUCUACAACUUUAGUGUGUUUGCAUCUAACAGUCAAUGUGACAGCCCCGUGAGCAACACUUUGCAGAGCGAGACAGCCCCUUGUCCGCCUCAGAAUGUGAUCACGUCUGUGGGGUGUGACACUGGUACGGUGAGUGUGUUGUGGGAUGAGAGCGUUGGCGCAUUAAGCUACACUGCCACUUUGGAGCGUACAGAUGGAGACACCACCUGCUGCACAGCAAGCUCCACUUCCUGUGAGGUCACUUCACUUCCCUGCGGCCAGAUGUAUGUCCUGACAGUCACUGCUGAGGGAAGGACAUGCAACAGCUCUCAGAGCAUUGAGGUCAUCGUACGCUCAGUUCCCUGUAUUCCGGAGAGUCUGGUGUCAAGUACUAGCUGCAGUAAUAAUGUAGUCACCAUGUCAUGGGUGAGCAAUGAGGCUGGGGAGCUCUAUACGGUCCAGGCCUUCAGCGCUGAUGGGUUAUUCUCUGACAGCUGCUCGGGGUUUGGUCAGUCAUGUGAUCUCAAAUCACUGACAUGUGGUGAGCCUUACACUGCUACAGUAGUAGCACAGGACAGCGUCUGCACCAGCGCACCAAGUCAAGUUGCUUCAAUCAGGACAGUGCCCUGUGUGCCGGAUAAUGUGACUGCUAAUGUGAGCUGCCAAGGGAAUGAUCUGUCUGUGUUCUGGGAGGAGAGCGCAGGAGCAGACUCUUACACAGCUGUGCUAGAGGACAGUAAUGGCCAAUUCACCAGCUGUCAGAGCAUGAUCCACACCACCUGUACAGUUAACAGACUUGUCUGCGGACAGACCUACCGUGUCAGUGUGACAGCAUCAGACGGAUACUGUGACAGCUUGCCCAGUGCCAUCACUGAAGUUCAGUCAGCUCCUUGUAUGCCUCGUAACAUUCGGGCACUCAUGGACUGUCAGUCUGGUGUGGCUAUAUUGUCGUGGCAGUCAAGCACUGGGGCGUUGCAAUACACAGCCACAGCAGUAAGUGAGUCUGGCCAUGUACUCAGCUGUGAAAAUAACUUAACUAACUGUGAGCUGACCGGACUGGCCUGUGGUGAGAGCUACAACAUCACUGUGUUAGCAGAAGGACAGACCUGUAGCAGCACUGCAACCAUGAGUGGACACCUGAAUACAGGUCCUUGCCCACCUCAGAAUGUUGAAGUGCAGUAUGGCGUGUCUAUUGGCCAGCUGUCAUGGGACAGAAGUAAAGGUGCUUCCAUGUACACAGCACAGGCUGCCACUGAUCUGGGAUCAGUGCUGUCCUGCUCCACCAGUGACACCUCCUGUGCCCUCUAUAAUGUGUCCUGCAGUCAGACAUAUGACAUCACUGUGACAGCACACAACAACGUCUGCCAAGGAGCUGCUGUGUCUGCAUCAACUACUUUAAACACAGAAUCCUGCCCGCCCCAGAACGUGCAAACCCAUCUGAAUUGUACAAGUGAUGUCGGGACUGUGUCUUGGGAGGAGAGUUUGGGGGCAGUGGCAUAUGUGGCUUUCCUGGAGGGUCGCAAUGGACACAUCCUGUCCUGCUCCACAAGUAGCUCCAGCUGCAGGGUGACGGGGUUGAUCUGUGGAACAGUUUACAGCACUCAAGUACGCGCCAUUGGAGAAACUUACAACAGCACAGACAGCGAAACAGUUAUCUUCACAUCAGCCCCCUGUCCACCAGAUUCCAGUGCAGUCACUGUUGACAUGAACUGUGAGAAUGCCACGGCAUUGUUCAGGUGGGCCUGGAGUGGCGGAGCUGCAUCCUACGAGCUCACUGCCAUCAGUAACAAUGGCUACAUCGCCUCCUGCAUUUCCCAAGACAAUUUCUGUAAUAUCAGCGAACUAGCCUGCGGACAGACUUACACAGUCAGGCUCACAGCAAUCAGUGAUGAAUGUCAAAUUACUCAAGAGACGGGAGUGACAUUCCAAACACGCCCCUGUGCUCCCUUGCAUGUGAAUGUGGACCUUCAGUGCAAUCCUAGCACAGCCGUAGUGACUUGGGAACAAAGUGAUGAUGUGCAAUACUACCUUGUUAGCACCACCCUCAGCACAGGAGAAGCAGAAACUUGUAACUCUACAUCUGACAGCUGUAAAAUGAGUGGGUUGCAGUGUGGAGUGGAGUACGCCUUCACCAUCACUGCCUACAGUCAUACAGUCACAUGCCAUAGUGACGCCAGCAGCACUGUGCACACUACAACAGGUAGAUGA